AUUCUUCCCUUUCCUCCAUUCUUUGUCUUAAAUUAUAGGAUAUAUCUUGUUCCUUCUAAAAGUGGUUACACCUACUAACAUUUGAAAAUUUCCUUUAAUUCUUCAACAAGGCAACAAUUAGCUACUGCUAAAAGAAGCUACAACACCACCCUGUUUUAUCAAACUUAAACUUGUUGGGUUCGAUUAUCUGCUUCAUCUUUCACAUACCAAAUGAACAGUUAGAGAAAAUGGCAUCAAUGGCAGUGAGAAUUAAUGCGACGCUAUACCUUCCAAGGCACAUUUUCAAGGCGGAGAAGAAUGACGGCAUUGAUGUGGCCACCCAAAUGGGAUUUUAUCCUUCGAGGGAUAGGGCAACGAACACAAGACAACACCGCAGAUUUUCGGUCAUGGCUAGUAGUUCUGUUAAUCCGAGAAGUCAUGUGGACAUGAUCAAUGGAAAGAAGGUUAAUGGGAUUCAUGUGGAAGAGGCUGGUUCAUUGUUAGGAAACAUGAGUAGUGGUAUUGAAUUAGUUAAAGAUAGAGGUAGUGAUGCAUCUCUUCAUUCAUGUUUACAUGGGAAAUUCGUGGAGGAUAGGUUUGUAUAUAGGCAGACAUUCGUUAUAAGGUCUUAUGAGAUUGGUCCUGACAAAACUGCCACCAUGGAGACACUGAUGAACCUUCUACAGGAGACAGCUCUGAAUCACGUGACAGGUUCUGGCCUUGCCGGAAAUGGUUUCGGGGCUACUCGUGAGAUGAGCCUCCGGAAACUUAUUUGGGUCGUCACACGAGUCCACAUUCAAGUUGAGAGAUACAGUCGCUGGGGAGAUGUUGUGGAAAUUGAUACUUGGGUGGAUGCAGCAGGCAAAAACGGAAUGCGCAGGGAUUGGAUUAUCCGAGACUAUCAUACUCAAGAAAUUAUUAGCAGAGCAACAAGCACUUGGGUGAUAAUGAAUAGAGAAACAAGAAGGUUGUCCAAGAUUCCUGAACAAGUGAGACAAGAGGUGGCGCCUUUCUACCUAAACAGAGCUGCAAUUGCCACUGAGAAAAUCGAUAGUGAGAAAAUUGACAAGCUUACUGAUGGAACUGCCGGGAGAAUCCGAUCAGGCUUAGCACCUAGAUGGAGUGACAUGGAUGCCAACCAGCAUGUAAACAAUGUGAAAUACAUUGGAUGGAUUCUUGAGAGCGUGCCACUCAAAGUGUUAAAAGAAUAUGACAUGACAAGCAUGACACUAGAGUUCCGAAGAGAAUGUAGGCAAUCCAAUUUGCUAGAAUCAUUGACGAGCACAACAGCAAGUUUGGCUCAUGAACAUCACUGCAACAACAGCAACAACAACUCGAUCAAUCGCAGACCAGACCUCCAGUACACACACCUGCUUCGGAUGCAAGCCGAUAAAGCAGAGAUAGUGCGAGCAAGAACAGAAUGGCAUGGCAAACAAAAACAUAAAUCGCAUUGAUUGACUUGAAUGCAGAAUUUGCAGAUUGAUUUUCACCCACUUGCAUUCGAUAGGGCAGAGAUGGUGCGAGCAAGAACAUAAUGGCAUGGCGAACAAAAACAUAUAUCGCAUUGAUAGACUUGAACUCAGAAUUUGCAGAUUGAUUUUCACCCACUUCAAUUUGUUUUCUUGAUUGUCAAGCUUUUUGAAUUGCUAGCUUGCCCAUCUGGGUUCGUUUCUACCACUUUUUUUUUUCUUCUGCGUGGUUGUAUUUUUUCAUCAGGCUGUGUUACAUUUUGCAAGUGAACUCCAUGUUUGACAGUGCAUUGCUUAGGAGCACUUGCCUCUUCAAUUUAUGUGAAUGAAAUAUUCACACACCAUUUCAGUA
This is a messenger RNA of Rosa rugosa (rugosa rose), 1800 nucleotides long. RefSeq names its product palmitoyl-acyl carrier protein thioesterase, chloroplastic-like. The coding region runs from base 228 to 1433 and encodes 401 amino acids. NCBI's taxonomy places the organism in Eukaryota, Viridiplantae, Streptophyta, Magnoliopsida, Rosales, Rosaceae. The transcript has 6 exons. The record is from RefSeq and is a predicted model, not a curated record. Gene Ontology annotation, molecular function: fatty acyl-[ACP] hydrolase activity; acyl carrier activity. Gene Ontology annotation, biological process: fatty acid biosynthetic process.